Messenger RNA from Venustampulla echinocandica, 2988 nucleotides. Its product is annotated as putative ATH1 Acid trehalase, vacuolar. Gene Ontology annotation, biological process: trehalose catabolic process. Bases 1 to 2988 code for a protein of 995 amino acids. The transcript is spliced from 3 exons. The record is from RefSeq and is a predicted model, not a curated record. Gene Ontology annotation, molecular function: carbohydrate binding; alpha,alpha-trehalase activity. NCBI's taxonomy places the organism in Eukaryota, Fungi, Ascomycota, Leotiomycetes, Helotiales, Pleuroascaceae. Gene Ontology annotation, cellular component: fungal-type cell wall.
AUGCGGUUCAUACUCCAGUGCUUGUUGACAGUGCUGCUAACGAGUUUUCAGACUCGAGCACAAGAUGACUUCUCCGUCACAUCCACCGAUAAUUAUCAAUGGAGUCAGGCCGAUUGGUCUUUGACGACGACGAGGUUUACUCCAGGGCAGUACCAAUCGCGCCUGUCUCUAGCAAACGGAUACGUGGGAGCAUCACUCGCUGCCGCUGGUCCAUUCUUCGAGAUAGAUGUCAAUCAGACUGAUCCCUCUGGAAUACAGCCUAUAAACGGAUGGCCACUUUAUGAUUCCAGGAUUUCCUUUUCGACCAUCUCUGGUUUCUACAAUGUGCAACCCAAUGCCUCCGGAACGAACUAUCCAUGGCUGAAUCAAUAUGGCUGGGAAAGUCUCAUUGCCGGAAUUCCCCACCCUACGGCCCUGAUCUUCGCAUUUGGAGACAAUUAUCUCGAUGCUACAGUCAAGAAAACGACCAUUUCAAACUUUGCUUCCAAAAUAUCAUUCCAGACCGGCGUGGGUGAAUGGUCGUAUACUUGGACCCCUGAGAAUGGUGCAGCGUCAUUCAAUGUCUCGUAUGCUGCCAUCUUCAGCAGAAAGAGACCAAAUGUCAUAGCUGUGAAGGCAACCAUCACACCUACUAGUGACAUAAAGGGAACUGUUACGGAUCUCCUGGACGGUCGAAGUGCUGCGCGUUCAUAUCUAGAUAAAAAGGGACUGGAUCAGAACGGAACUGUUCACUCCUCGGUCCACCCCAACGGUCUGGCUAAUGUUACCGCAUACAUUGUCUCCGGAGUCGAUGUCACAAAUUCGUAUACGAAUACCUCUUCUAGAGCGGAAGCAACCGGAGCAUACAUUAGCUCCAAUGAUACAACAAUCGGUCAGACUUUUGACAUUUCCCUGAAGAAAGGAGAGACUGCCACAUUCUACAAAUACGUGGGCGCAGCUUCGAAUGACAAGUUCCCUGAGGCUGAGGAUGUCGCUCGUCAAGCUCAAUCUGAUGCCCAAGGCGAAGGUUGGGACGCAUUGCUCAAAGAACACACUGAAGCGUGGGCCAAAAUCAUGACCAAGGAUUCUGUGGACGACUUCUCUGAUCCAGUUACCGGAGAGUUGCCUACAGACUUGAACGUCCAAAUUCUGCACAUUACCUCCGUCGCAAACACCUAUUACCUCCUUCAGAGUAUGCAGCCUGAUGGAACUGGACUCAACGAUAACAGCAUCUCCGUUGGCGGACUCGUAUCCGAUUCGUACGCUGGUCUUGUAUUCUGGGAUGCAGAUUACUGGAUGGCACCGGGUCUUAAUCUUGCCUAUCCUAAUUGGAGCAAGCAAAUCAGCAACUACCGCAUCAAGCAGCAUGAACAAGCCAUGGCCAAUGCUGCGUUCAACAACUAUCCGAAUGGCAGCGCGCUCUACUCCUGGACAUCUGGGCGAUAUGGCAAUUGUACCGGCACGGGCCCCUGUGUCGACUAUCAAUAUCAUCUCAACCAUGACAUUGCUUUCAAUCUGCUCCAGCAGUAUAAUGUCACGAACAAUAAGACGUGGUUUGACAAUGGGCCUCGACAGAUUAUUGAAAGUGCGGCUAUCAUGACGUCUCAUCUAUUGCAGUAUAACGAGACGACGAAGACUUACUGGAUUCAUAAUAUGACGGACCCAGACGAGUACGCGAACAAUAUCGACAACGGAGCGUUCACCCUUGGGUCUGCCGCCGAAUUACUGGAGCAGGUCAACGCACUUCGAGUGACCGAAGGGUUACCCAUCAACGAGACGUGGGGCCUCCAAGCUGCGGGCAUCGCCUUCCCCAGCGCCCCAUCGAAUAUCACUCUUGAAUACCCUGGAAUGAACAACUCCGUGGCAGUCAAGCAAGCAGAUAUCGUACUUUUGGCUUACCCGCUAGACUAUGGCCAGAACUACACCGAAGCCGACAAGCUCCUUGAUCUAGAUUACUAUGCGAAUAGACAAUCUCCAGACGGUCCCGCCAUGACAUAUUCCAUAUUCGCCAUCAAUGCAAAUGCACUAUCUCCUUCGGGUUGCUCAGCUUAUAGCUAUACGCUGAAUGGGUUCCUCCCAUAUCUCCGAGCACCUUGGUUCCAGUUCUCGGAACAAGAAGUGGAUGAUGUCUCCAUAAAUGGCGGUACCAAUCCUGCGUUUCCGUUCCUCACAGGCCACGGUGGUGCCAACCAAGUCGUCCCAUUCGGCUUCUUAGGGAUCAGGACCGACCAACCUGUUUUAUACCUCAAUCCGUCCCUCCCCCCUCAGAUCCCUCAUAUCAAAGUUCGAACCAUCUACUUCGCCGGCGCAACCCUCGAAGCAAGCAUCAACAGAACCCACACAACUAUAACUCGCCGCGCAACGUCCCCCUCAGUCGGCCUCGAAGAUCUCUACGCGGACGCCACGCUCCCAUUCAUAGUCGGCAAGCCCAACUCCCCCAGCUCCCCCAGCACGCCUUACUCACUCGCCAUCAACCAAACCAUCACAGUCGACAACAGAAUGUACUGGGAAAAGCUGACCAACGAAAACAACCUUCUCCAAUGCCUCCCCGUAACCAGCUCCGACCCCCACGCACAAGGCCAAUUCCCCAACUCCGCCAUAGACGGUGCAACAUCUACACGCUGGCAACCGUCCACCAACUCCUCCGCAUCCAUCCUCGUAAACAUGACCGGUAUCCCCUCCUCCCCGAUCUCAGGAAUAUUUUUCGACUGGGGCACGCGUCCACCCAAGUCCGCGGUCGUGUAUCUAGGCAACACUACAGACGGGACGCAACUUUAUGGAACCGAGGACGUUAUCACCAUUAAUGAUAUUACCCCAAGCAUGCCGUAUAAUGAGACGGAGGCGGCGGCGAGUAGUCUAGAUGUCGUCCCUGGUACGGGGAAUACGACGACGAUUAAGGUUGCGGGCGGGGCGUGGAGUGGGAUGUUUGCGAGGUUAGAGGUUGAGGGAUGUUGGGAGGAUGAUGGGGAUGGGGCGACGGUUGGAGAGUUCGUUUUGAUUCGAGCGUAG